Messenger RNA from Eleginops maclovinus (Patagonian blennie), 4329 nucleotides. It is a transcript of the gene golga7bb, whose product is annotated as golgin A7 family, member Bb. Gene Ontology annotation, cellular component: palmitoyltransferase complex. The transcript is spliced from 5 exons. Bases 82 to 561 code for a protein of 159 amino acids. Gene Ontology annotation, biological process: peptidyl-L-cysteine S-palmitoylation; protein targeting to membrane. NCBI's taxonomy places the organism in Eukaryota, Metazoa, Chordata, Actinopteri, Perciformes, Eleginopidae. The record is from RefSeq and is a predicted model, not a curated record.
UGUCCCGCACAGCACGAGCAGACGGUAGUCUCUUUCAGCACGGGACUACGGGACAGAUCCUCGGCACUUCCUUGCUGCAACAUGGCGACAGAGUUUCAUAACCUUCAGGAGCUGAGGCACAAUGCAUCGCUGGUCACCAAGGUGUUUGUUCAGAGGGACUACACUGAAGGAACCGUGUGCCGCUUCCAGGCCAAGUUCCCCUCAGAGCUCGACAACAGGAUUGAGCGAACCUUGCUCGAGGAGACGGUGAAGACGCUGAACUCUUAUUAUGUGGAGGCAGAAAAAAUCGGAGGCCAGUCGUACCUGGAAGGAUGUCUGGCCUGUGCAACGGCCUAUUUCGUCUUCCUCUGCAUGGAGACUCGCUAUGAGAAGGUGCUGAAGAAGAUAUCAGGAUACAUCCAUGAGCAGAAUGAGAAGAUAUACGCUCCUAGAGGUCUGCUACUUACAGAUCCCAUAGAGAGAGGAAUGAGAGUUCUAGAGAUCAGUGUCUUUGAAGACCGAGGCUCGGGCAGCUCCAGUCCCAGCAGCAGCAUGUCGUCGGCAGGCAGCAGCGCUCGGUGACUGGAGGGGCAGUGCCAGGAUUACGGGUUCCACCACAGGGGCAGCGGGACGCUUACCAACAUCCGCAUGCUGAAACAUGAGAGCACCAGGUUCUGAGACAAGCGGAGAGCAUAAGAGGCGAGGAGGUGAUCCACAGCAUUCACACUCUCCCUGCUUGGGCCUAUGACAUACAACCUUGAGAACAGGAUCUGGCUUACACACUGGAUAACAGAAUAAGAAGUGCAGCAAAAACCACACAUAGGAGGCAGACGGGUAUAUAAGCCAACUCUCAUUUAGGGAACAUCUUUCACUCUCCGAAAACUAUCCAAACCGACAAAAUCAUGAUUUAUUUUCUUCCAAUUUUUCCAUUCGCCUUUUCUCUCAUUUCAUCACGUCUGUUUCCAUGAGUCACAGCAUCUCUGUCGUAGGCAUGAUUCAGCAGGUUUAAUCUUGAUUAGACUGGACGUCAAUGCUUGAUUGUUUUCAGGGGGGUCACUAUCACUAGUGUAGUCUUUGGUCUGUGCAGCAGCUCUGAAAUCUGGAAGGAGGAAAACCACCAGCCUCCUGGGGGAGCUAUGUUCUCCUGUCUCGCUGAAUGAUUGCAUUCAUGUGAGGUGGCUGGAGUCAGGCUUGAAUUCUGGCAAAUUGGUCCUGCUGUGGGACCCUCGGUUCUAUGCUCAGUUCACAUGCAUUUGGCUUCAAUAUCAAACGGCGAACAAAGAGCACCUUGGAUUAUUUAUCUUUCUUGUUUACAGCAGUGGACGCUAGUGAUCCACAUCACAGCUGUAGGUUACACAAACUCAUAGAAAUAUACACAACCAUGAACAAUUACUCAUACAGACACUACUAAGGGGUCGUGCAUGCACAUGCAUAUACACGCACAGGGCUAUGUGUUCCUGCACACAGAAUCUGGCAGGUGUGGAGACACAUUUUUCUGUGGUCUCAGCUCAUUUGGAACGCAAGUAAACCCAGGCCCUGUUUGCCUGCUCUAGUUUCCUUGGUAGUGUGUACAUCUGUGUGUAUCUGUGUCAUCGCUUACUGAGUGUACGAUUAAAGCCUGCUUCAUUAGAAGAUGUCAAUGACUAAGGAUUAGUGUCUCUAAUGAGAACUGAACACACUGGCAUCUUUGGUUCAGGCUAGAGAAAACAGUGUGGGUUGAUGUUACUACAGCGGGAUGUUGUCUUUCUACACUUUUCAUGUAGAUUCAAAUAAUGUUUUUAUUAUACAAAUUUAAAAAGACAUUCCUCUAGAAUGUGUUUGUUUCUGAUAUGCACACAACAUUAGGAAGCACAAGGAGCUAAGAGUGAAUUAAAAUGUCUUAAUCAUCAAAGUAUUUCGCUUUAUUGAUUCGUUCUGUCAUUUGUUUUCAGAAAUGUUGGGGUCAGUUUUUGUUUUGUUUUUAUAAGCGAAACACAGUUGUAGCUCCCUCUAGGGUCAGACAGAGGAAGUUCUGUAUACGGCUUCUCCUCAAUACUACUGACAAUGAGAAGCGUGGAAUUGAGACAAUGAGCAUACAUUCUGUGUCUCUUUGUGGGAUAAUACAUCCUGUCCGGCUGCUGUGUGAGUGGAGGCUUACAAGACAAAAGAUCAUCACUAUGUAGCAACAUUUUAUUACCACCCACACAACAUCAAACAAAAGACAAAACUGGAAAAAUGAAGCCCUGUUUGAGCGUCUAGAUUUCCAUGUUUCCACAGUGUGUGUCUGGUUCUGUCUUUGACCAUUUUGAGUUUUUUUCCCCUUUAAAACCCCCUCAUUACAUCGUCUUUAAAACAACUCUGGGAGUGUAGCCCUUUUCCUCUUCCUUAGCCACAAAGUUAACUUUGAGCAAAACCCCCCUGCUUGUCAGGUUGAAGUUAAACCGCUCACUGGAAAUUUGUUUUAGAAUCUGAGAUGUUUUGCUGCAGUGGAUCAGUUAAUCUCAACCAGACAUUUUCCUAUCUGGACGAGACGAGCCUCCAAAGACAGUUUACCGCAGCAGUCGGGUGCAGUUUUGCUUGUGUUCAGCCUCCUGUUCUUUUUGAUGCCUUCAUGUUUCAUCCCAGUGGAAUGGAUACCCAACCUGGGGCUGAUGGAUUGAAUUAAAAACUGACUUAACAUUGAUAAAGAGCAAAUAAAGGAGCUCAAUGGACAAUGUAUAAACCCACAUGCGUACACACAUUGAGGGUGUAUGACAGGAGAGGAACUUUGAGUUGUACGGACAUGCUUGUCAAUGUUGAUCCAUUGUGAUUUUGAGAAGUGUCAAGAAGUGGAAGGUAAUGCCAUAAUGCUAUUUAAUUCCAAAACAUCACUGUUGCCCAGUAUUAGGCCCUAAAUACAUUUUCAAUGUUUUGAUAUCCUCUCUAUUUUGGGCAUCAAGCGACAGAGCAGCUAUGAAAGCAUAUCGUCUGUACAGCUGUGUGCUGCUGGGUAUCAUUUGUAAAAAUGAAGAUAACAUUUAGUUAUGUGAAAACUGUUGAUAAUGUAGCUUAUGAUCAUGUAUGUUAUAAUAACAAUGUUAGUUGUUAUUGCAGAGGAUAACAGAGGGGUGAUGAUGAUCUUCAGGGGGAAGUCUAUGUGCCAAAUUCAAAGGCUAAAGCUAUUUAAAGUACAUGUUCCAAUUUACAAAGACAUGUAAAGUUGGUGCUAAUAGAAUACAUGCUGUUAUGAUUAGUCUUGUAGUGUAUACAUUAAAAAAGCAGGAACAAUUACAGGAGGCCAAAUUACCUACUAUUUUAAUGACUAAUAUGAACCUACCCUUUAAGGCUGUGGUGAGAAAGAAACACGAUGUCCUAUAUCUGAAGGCUUAUGUAGCUUGUUCUCUCAAGAACAACUUCUUUGAUUAAUGAGGAGAACCAAGGGAGUGAAGGUUAUAAUAUUUAAUGUAUUCUCAUGAAAAGAUGUACAUUGAGAUAGAAUAUCCCGGAGCAGAUUAAAUAUUAAGUCUUGUUCCUCUAUCAUGUUGAAGAUCAAGAUAACCUAUGUGCCAACCCUUGUCUUUAGAGGAGAAGCUGAGAUAUAAAACUUGUGGGCCAAGCGAUGAUGUAUAGUCCAUUUUUGUAUGUUAAUUCCCACGUGUCACGUAUUUAUCUUGUACUGUAUUUGAGAGUGCAGCAAGUUGUGCAGACAUGUUGAUUCACCUGUACUGUAUGCCUGCUAGACUGUGUAAAGAAAGAGAUUAUUUAUAUUGCAAUAUAAUGUCUUCCUGAAAUGUAAAAGAUGAUGUUUAGUCUUGGAACCAGCAUAUUUGACUUGCUUUUUAGUCCUGCAUUGAUGUAUAAUGCUGCAUGAUGUGUGUGUGUAAACACAGCGAGUGCCAGAUGACAAGAAGUGAAAUCCCUGUGCAACAGAAACCCACUGCUGCUAAGAGAGAGGAAUUUAUAUCUUAUCUUGAUGCUAUUUAUGUGUUUACAUUUAGUUCUUUAUUAGUUUAAAUGGAUUCAUGUAUUUUCUUUUCUCUUAAUGUGGAUUAUUAUUCAAAGCCUGUUGAGAAGAGCUUCAACUGUCUCGAUGAGAUGAAUAAAGUGUCUGGAGAAGUCAAAUGGAAAAGGAUUAUUGUCACUGCCGGCUGUUGUUAACAAGGAUCCAUGCCGAGUCUCUGCUCUGAGUUCAUGUGCGGUAACACGAGGUCUCUCUGUUACACACAUUUCUGUGGAUGUCCACAGAAAGGAAACUCUACAAUGGUACCGAGUCAUGUCACCUGAGGGUGGGAUCUCCAGAUGGCCUGGACUUGAAGGUAACCUCCAUGGCCACAUGCCUCAGCUUCAUUACACCUUGGUUAUGGUCAAAUACAUGUAAAAGUUCUGUACAGU